Blastomyces gilchristii SLH14081 is the source of this 3211-nucleotide messenger RNA. RefSeq names its product gamma-tubulin complex component GCP6. Gene Ontology annotation, molecular function: gamma-tubulin binding; microtubule minus-end binding. The record is from RefSeq and is a predicted model, not a curated record. NCBI's taxonomy places the organism in Eukaryota, Fungi, Ascomycota, Eurotiomycetes, Onygenales, Ajellomycetaceae. Gene Ontology annotation, cellular component: equatorial microtubule organizing center; spindle pole; gamma-tubulin complex. The coding region runs from base 29 to 2953 and encodes 974 amino acids. Gene Ontology annotation, biological process: mitotic cell cycle; meiotic cell cycle; microtubule nucleation. The transcript has 2 exons.
GCGAAAUAGCAUAUUGAACGGGACUUGUAUGUUAGCAAUGGACCUCCGAAGAGAUGUGGAUGACCCGUUUGCGCUUGCCGUUGACAAGCUCUGGGAACCUUCCUAUUUUCAUCUCCACGAGCUGCAACCGCUAGACUCUCUGCCUUGGGAUGAUGACCUUCCAGAACUUGCCCAGGGCGUUUUUCAGGGUCCCUUAGACCUCUUUACGAAACGCGAUUCCAACAUAUAUGAAUUGAAUCUAUUUGGUACAGACGCGCUCGAAUCGACUGACCCAGAUACCCCUUUAUCCCUCAGUACGAGUCAAACUGAUGUGGACCCCAAUGAAACAAAGGAUGAAACGGAUGAAACGGAUGAAAUAACGGACAUAUGGGCAUCGGAUGCAAAUUUAAACCUAAUUACUAUAGGGAGAUCAUUGAGGUCGUGGGAUACAUUUCCACACCAUCCCGUUCACUGGGCCAGCCCUCUUUACCUAAGUGAAGCUGGUCCACGCGGAUUUGAUGCUGCAUUAGGUUAUCAGGCAACGAAAUCGGGUCUUGAGGAUUCGGGCCGAGUAGCGCUAACAGAUAUUUUCGUUGCGUCGCUAUUUCGACUAGGCCUCGGGUGGAAUUCAAUUUUUUUCCGAUUCAACGAACAGAACCGAGUGUUCGAAAAGCAUAUCAAGGAUGCCCGCAUAUCCGGAAUCAGCCUGACUGCAGUGGAUGGCUUGAUUGAGGAAUUUUUACAAUGUGGAACACAGGUGCGAAAGGUAAGAAGAUUCAUUCUUGCAACGCCUACUCAAACGGAUCUGCCGACCCCGUUAUCUAGCCUGGCUUGCGCUGCGUCGGUCCUACUACAUAGUUUUGAGGAGCAUGUCUACGAGCGUUUCAAGACGGAUUUGCCGUUGCUGAAAACUCAGAUGUUGUUCAGACGCCCUGCCUGUCUCCUCAAGGUCCUCGUCGACAUAAUAGAAAAUGCAGAAAAUGCGACAACGGAUGGUGCUGUUAUAUCCUCAGUCUUUACAAAAUGCGAUUAUUAUUCCCAUGAAUUUGUCUGGCUAUCUAGCGUGCUUCGUGAACUGAUGGCCAUGGUGGCUGAAUCGUGGCUUUCCUCGGUUGAGUCCUGGAUCGGACUUAGGCCUGAACCUCAAACCUUGCUAGAAGUCAAUCGAAAUAGGAAGGGUUUCAUAAAUACCGACGAAGUUCACGGUCAAAAUUGCGGAAGGAUCGAAGCUAGGCUGGUUGACUACAGUUUUCGUCCAGAAGCUAUGCCUAUCUUCGUUCCCGCAGGCUAUGCGGAAACGAUAUUCGAAAGCGGCAAAAGUUUAAGGCUACUCAAAGAAUUCCAUCCUAAUCAUCCACUUUCUAUAAAAAGUGGUACGAGUCGGUCAAUGAAUUUAGCCCUGGAGUGUGCUUUUACCUGGAAGGAUAUUGACAAAAUCCAACAAAAAGCCAACAAUUAUGAGGCGCAACUUCGAGCUGAGAUACUUCGCUACGACGAAGUACGACUCCAAAAAUGUAGUACGUUAACAUCUGAGGACAAGAACGCUGAUACCCCAGUUCAUGAAGACCAUGACCCAAUCGACGGCGUUUUUUCACUUUUCGACCUUGACGGCAAGAAUGAUGAUAUCAAAUUAUUAGCAAGUCAUUCUUCAAUCUCUUCCGAUAGACUACACGUCCUCCUCACCGAGAGCAACUGUUUCAACACGGACGAGGUUCCGGGAAACAGGUCUCUUUUCGGCCCACCUUUGGAUGCGUCUGUUUACCUCUCAUUUGCCCCGGUUAUUUCGGCCCAAACAAGAUUAAUUAACUUCUCCUGCCUCCACCUUCUUUUCAAAGGCCAUAAAAUCAAAGAGCACCUGCAGUUACAAUGGCGGUUUCAAUUAUUAGGCGAUGGUAUCUUUUCAUCACGUUUGUCUCAUGUUCUAUUUGACCCUGAAAUGCACAGCGGAGAACGGAAAGCUGGUGUUGCCCGUGGGGGAAGUUCUACUGGCCUUCGUCUGGGCAAUCGUGAUACCUGGCCACCAGCAAGCUCUGAGCUUCGCCUGGUGCUAAUGGGGUUGCUCUCUGAGAGUUAUCACGGAGACAAAAAUUACAUUGGGCAAAACACCGGAAAUCAAGUCAGGAAUAAAGAGCUGCCUGGCGGCCUCAGCUUUGCAAUCCGUGAGCUAACAGGCGAAGAACUUGUAAAAUGUAAAAAUCCCAACUCCAUUGAGGCUCUAGAUUUCCUCCGUCUUCAAUACCACCCGCCUUCAGUCCUUGAAGCCAUAAUCACUCCCAGAAGUUUACGCAGAUACGAUACCAUCUUCAAGCGACUUCUGAGGCAGAUACGAAUGCUUUCAGUCGCACGUGGCCUUAUCCGUGACUCCACAGAUCGAUCGAAUACCGCAGACAUGAGCCGAACAAUCACCCAGAAAUUCCGCAUCGAAGCGCACCAUUUCGUGCAAACCGUGAGCGACUAUUCCUUCCACAUUGCAGUUGGAGAGACAUGGAGCAAGUUCGAGAGAAUCCUUGUCAAAAUCGAGAAGUGCAUUGAUAAGGGAGAUAUCGAUGGUACCAUUGACAAUGCCAAAAGCCUACACCGUCUCCGAGAGUAUCAUGAAGAUGUCCUAGAUCAGAUCCUAUUCGCUUUAUUCGUGAGCAAGAAACACGUACAGGCUAGAAAGUUAAUAGACGACAUCUUCGGCACUAUUCUCACCUUCUCCUCUAUAUCUAAAGCGGCCUCCACAGGCACGUGGGUGCAGCAGGAUGGGAAGCCCUCUUAUGAUCGGAUUGUUCGUCAGCUUUUCUCCGUGUUUAGGAAACAGGUUUCAGGUUUUGUAAGGUUUUUAAGGGCACUGGAUGGUGCCAAGGCGAUGAGGUCGAAAGGGAAACCUCAGGAUCUUGCCGCGUGGGGGAUCGAUGAUCGCGCAGGUGUUGACACAGAUAGUAUCUUUGAACACCUCCUUUUACGACUGGAUAUGAAUGGAUUUUAUUAGUCCAUAUACUGUAUGUGAAAUAUGAAUUGAUGAUAUCCCCCGUACUCCUGAGCAUCAAAUCUAGAUAAUUUUAGAAAACAGUUAAGUUAUCCAAUAAUGUUUUAUUCUGCCUUCUUCUCAACCCUAGCCUACACGUGUCAUCAAUCGAAGCAAGGGGAGCAAUAUGUACUGUACAUACAUACAUGCACGAGAAGUCCCUCGCAAGCUCAUGAAUAUAGAGCAUGUACAUGUACAAAGAGGUAACCAGCCAGAAUCCUA